GUGUGAUUCUGAUAUUAACUCUAAUCGGUGAGCAGGUUUGGUGAGCAGGUUUGGUGAGAGAGGGUUGAAGGGCGGACACCAUCAGGGUGCAGGGCACACCUCAAUGAGAAUUGCUCCUUCCACUGCAACCGAGGUGCUUGGCGAUGAGCCACCGUUCGCCUCUCUCCAAUCGGACCCGGCCCACACCCUGCAGGGGGUGGCGAUGAGGGAGGCCGGCUGGAGAUAAAAGGAAGGGGAGGCUGAGACUCACGCACCUGUCUACUCACCAACCCAUCCAACAGCACAGCAGUCCGGACCUGACCCGACCAAGUGACUAGCCGCACAGUCAUGGGAACUCCACUGGAGGAAGCGCUAACGAACAUCAAGGACAUCUUCAAGAAAUACGCCAAGCCAACCGGAAAAAAAGACACACUGGAUCUAGCCGAGCUUAAAAAACUGCUCCGCGAGGAGAUAACAAUGUUGGAUAAGGAAAAACUGGAGCAGUUUGCGGAUAAGGUCAUAGAACAUGACAAAAGUAAAGACAUCGACUUUCCGGAGUUUAUGAGAAUUCUCGCUGCCUUGGCCACCUGCAACAAAUCCAGUGGAGACUGCCAACAAUCCAGUGGAUGUGCAAAGUCCACAUGAGUCAGCAGCUCAGCUCAUACCGGCGGGAACACACUCCCUCACCCCCAUUCACCCCCUCCCAUCCCUCUAUCCCCCUCCCUCCAGCCCCUCU
Amblyraja radiata (thorny skate) is the source of this 715-nucleotide messenger RNA. Its product is annotated as protein S100-A6-like. Gene Ontology annotation, molecular function: calcium ion binding; calcium-dependent protein binding. NCBI's taxonomy places the organism in Eukaryota, Metazoa, Chordata, Chondrichthyes, Rajiformes, Rajidae. The transcript is spliced from 3 exons. The record is from RefSeq and is a predicted model, not a curated record. Bases 328 to 624 code for a protein of 98 amino acids.